Molecule: messenger RNA, 234 nt
Organism: Rotaria sp. Silwood1
Lineage: Eukaryota; Metazoa; Rotifera; Eurotatoria; Philodinida; Philodinidae
Source: the annotation of a GenBank genome assembly
AUGGAUGACGAUAUAGAAAUGAAUGAUGAUGAGUUUUUCGAUUAUGAUCAUACGUUUUUUGAUCGUCGUCCUUUUCCUGACGGUUGCCAAAAUGAAGCUGUUGGUAUUGAAUCUUUUUAUUUAUGUUUUACAAGACGUUACAGUACUUGUCCAGUAUUUUUCAUGGGAUCUCUUCAAGAGUCAUGUCAAGAAGCUUUCAGUUCAACAGUAAUUAAAGAAGUUCGUACACCUUAG